Messenger RNA from Haemonchus placei, 423 nucleotides. The record is from the annotation of a GenBank genome assembly. Lineage: Eukaryota; Metazoa; Nematoda; Chromadorea; Rhabditida; Trichostrongylidae.
GUCCGCAACCUUAUCAUUCACCUGAAAUCAGAGAAAGUAUAUUUGGAUCCGAAGAUGAAAUUUGAUAAUCCUGCAGAAAUGUUUGACUAUUACAAUAAGAAUAGCUUCACCAUAAAUAACAAAGAAAUUUUCUUAACUCGAGGGAUUGGUUUAACGGAUUGGGAGUUUGAGCACAAAAGCGUCCAAGUGGGAAAAAUUAUUGGCCGUGGACAGUUUGGCGAAGUCAGACGAGGAAAGCUCACCCUGAAAACCGGUGCCGUCGUCUUCGUGGCAAUAAAAUCGAUAAUUGAAGGAAAGCUCUGUGAAUUCCCUAGCGAUGCACCAGGAGAUCUGGUCAAGUAUGUCAAGGAGAAAAUGUGGAACAAAAAUCCUGAACAAAGAGAACAAAUGGACAAGGUUCACAUUUUGGCGUGCUUUGCUUGA